Molecule: messenger RNA, 1178 nt
Organism: Suillus subalutaceus
Lineage: Eukaryota; Fungi; Basidiomycota; Agaricomycetes; Boletales; Suillaceae
Product: kinase-like domain-containing protein
Exons: 7
Coding region: 221-1060 (279 amino acids)
Biological process (GO): protein phosphorylation
Molecular function (GO): protein kinase activity; ATP binding
Source: RefSeq, a predicted model, not a curated record
UACCUAUAGAGACAGGAUGAACUUUGACUUGACAUGUCAGCUAAGAGAGAUAGCAGCUGGUCUUCAAUACUUGCACAGCAAGGAUAUUUACAGUGACCUAACCCCAGUGGGUUGAUUUCGCCGACAUAGUACUUCGCGGAGGAAUGACGAUUCUAUAUUUUAGGCCGACAUCCUGAUUGACGGUGACGGAAAGCCUUGUCUUCGGGGCUUUAGCACCUGGAUGGUCAUUGCAGAUUCAGGGGCCACUACAUUUCAAUCUGAAUGCCAAGAGAGACACCGAUGGAUGGCACCCGAAAGGCUUCAUAUUAAGGGAGAGGAUCAGCCAACCAAAACUGCCGAAGUGUACUCAUAUGGUUGUAUUAUGAUUAUGCUGUUUUCUGGGGACAAACCGUAUCAUAGUAUACCGAAUGCUAAGAUCAUCGCCGCAAGGUUCAAGGGUCGAGAACCCUUCAGUAAAAUCACUGGUUUUGAGGAAGACCUCAAAAAAUGGGCACAAAAAUGCUUAUCUAACAGCAGCGAGCGCCCGUCGGCUUCGGACAUUGCGGAGUUAUUCAAGUCGAGGUCAAAUAUUUCAAAGACGAUGAUGGACUUGUUGUCGAAACUUGGAGUGAAUCAAAUCCCCAAAGCCGCCCUCUCGAUCUGUGCCAGCGACGAUCGGGGCAGCAUUAGUGGGACUUUGAAAUACAACUGGUUGCAUGGGUCGGACGCCACUGUGGUUGCGGUGAAGACUUUGGACGUUGGUGAUCUAAAUGACAUUGAUAUUGAUAAGACAUGCGAUAUGAUUCGUCGCGAGGUCUACGUUCGGGAAAGGUUGAAGCACGAGACCAUCCUUAAUCUCUAUGGAAUGACGACGGGUUUCGGAAUUCUUCCCUCCUUCGUGUAUCCAUGGAUGGUGCAUGGAUCAUUACACGACUAUUUGAAACGAGAUUUCUCCACAUUGUACCCACUUCAGAAGUUCGGUAUUCUGUAUCAGGUGGCGGACGGGAUCAGAUAUCUGCACGAGAACGAUAUUGUGCAUUGCAAUCUGACGGGUGUACGCUUCUGCUGGCAUGCUUACUAAAUAUAAAACACACAUCUCAUUCUUCCUAGGAUAACGUGCUUCUCGAUGAUGCGGGGCGUAUACGCAUCGCAGACUUCAGUCGCUCCGUGAUCCUUGACGACGCUGGAGAUCGGGAUUU